Molecule: messenger RNA, 612 nt
Organism: Arthroderma uncinatum
Lineage: Eukaryota; Fungi; Ascomycota; Eurotiomycetes; Onygenales; Arthrodermataceae
Product: suppressor/enhancer of lin-12 protein 9
Exons: 4
Coding region: 1-612 (203 amino acids)
Biological process (GO): endoplasmic reticulum to Golgi vesicle-mediated transport; Golgi organization; intracellular protein transport
Cellular component (GO): COPII-coated ER to Golgi transport vesicle; endoplasmic reticulum-Golgi intermediate compartment; Golgi apparatus
Source: RefSeq, a predicted model, not a curated record
AUGAGGUUCAGCUUUUCCUCCCUGGCAGUGUCUGCCCUGCUCUGUAUAGGGGCAGCAACAGCACACAACAUUCCGCUGAAAGCGCACUCGAGGGAAUGUUUCUUUGAAACCCUACACAGCGGCGAUACUAUGAUUAUUGGCUUCCAAACUGGUGAUACCGAGUUUGGUGGAAGCGGGAACCUCGACAUUAAUUUCUGGGUCGAUGACCCAACUGGCCAUAGACUUUAUAGCAAGAGCUCAGUAUCCGCCGACGACUUCAGUUUCACUGCCAACCGAGAUGGAAAGCACAUCUACUGCUUUGGAAACGAGGCCUGGUCAUCGAACAGCAAGGAGGUUUCCUUCAACAUCCACGGAACCGUAUACGUACCUGCAGACGGACAGCCCGCUGACCCGCUAGAGGCUGAAGUACGAAAGCUCUCCGAGGAACUCAGCCAGGUCAAAGACGAGCAGUCGUACAUUAUCAUCCGUGAACGUACCCACCGAAAUACCGCAGAGAGCACCAACGCGAGAGUAAAGUGGUGGAGUCUCUUCCAGCUGUUCGUGCUCAUCGCGAACGGUAUCUUCCAGGUUUGGUGGCUGAAGCGGUUCUUCGAGGUUAAGAGAGUCGUUUAA